Molecule: messenger RNA, 4736 nt
Organism: Ictidomys tridecemlineatus (thirteen-lined ground squirrel)
Lineage: Eukaryota; Metazoa; Chordata; Mammalia; Rodentia; Sciuridae
Source: RefSeq, a predicted model, not a curated record
UGCGAUCCUCCUACCUUAGUCUCCUGAGUCACUAGGACUACAGGUGUGUGUUACCACACCUGGGUCUACCAUCUUAAAUGUAUUAUUUGUUUUGUUUUUGUUUUUGUAGUACAGGGUAUUGAACUCAGGGCUUUGUACUUACUAGGCAGCUAAAUCUUCAACCCUUUUUAAAAUUUAUAAUUUUAUUUUGAGACAGGGUCUCACUAAGUUGUCAAGGCUGGGCUUGAAUUUUUUUUUAUUUAUGAAGUUGAUCUUUAUAACACUUAUUAAAUAGGCAGCCAUAACAUGGAGCAGGGAGUCCUGUAAUGCAUAUGUAUGGUAUCCAAACCUGACACAGAAUGAAUUCAUACAAUGGCCUUGAACUUUUGAUCCUCCUUCCUCAGCCUCUGGACCAGCUGAGUUUAUAGGAAUGUGCCACCUCAACCAACUUAAAUGUAUUGUUUAAUAAACAUCCAGUAAAAUUUGCUCUUUUUUUGGUACCGUUCUAUUAGUUUAAACAAAUGCAUAGUAUCUUGGCCACCAUAUUUAAGACAGAGAACAGGCCCAUCACUUUUACAUACAGAUGGCCCUGAUUUACAGUGGUUCAGCUAACAAAUUUUCAUCUUCAGGAUGGUGCAAAGCAAUGCACAUUCAGUAGAAACUGUACUUGGAAUUUUGAAUUGGAUUUCCUCCUCAACUCGAAAUAUGCAGCCUCAUCCUCUGUCCAGAUGCUGGGUAGAAUGCCGCCUCGGGUUGGCUGUGUGAUCAUAAGGGAAACCACUGAUGCUCCACAGUGCAUCUGUACUGGCUGUACUGGGUUGCUCAGAAGUUUAGGUGCAGUUUCCAGCUGAGAGCGGUGGCCCACACUUAUGAUCCCUGCUACUUUGGAGGCUGAGGCAGGAGGAUCACAAGUUUGAGGUCAGACUGGGUAAUUUAGUGAGUGAGACUCUGUUUCAGAAUAAAAAGUAAAAGGAGUUGGGAAUGUAGUGGUAGUACCCAAGCACCAAAAAAAUGGGAAAUAAAGAAAAGAAAAAUGCAUUUUCCAUUUUCCAUAUUUUCACCUCCUGGUGGGUUGGUGAGCAUGUAGCCUCCUCAUAUCUUGAACAUCUGUGUUCUGUCCUACUGCUUUCUCCCACAACCUUGCCCCUGAUACCCAUUGCUGUGUUUUCAACCCAAGCCUACCCAUUCAGAAUUUCUGGGAUUGGGUCCUCCAUCUAGGUGAUGAGGGUCCUGCAGGAGAUUCUGAUUUGAAUCAAUUGGAAACCAUUGCCUGAGAAUAUUGCUUCAUAACUGGCAAGAACUUGGUUCUUGCUUGGUUCCCUGGAGUCUAGACUGUGACCUGUGAGCAGUCAGAGGCCUCAGACUAGUAAAAACAACCCUUCCUUUGUGCUUACUGCCUGACAGGCACUGAGUCAAGCACAUUUAACCUGCUGCCUCUCACUCUUCAUAGUAGUUCUGGGAGGUUAAAUCUUUCAUUCCCAUUUUAUAGAUGAGGCACCUGAGGCUAGAGAUAGAGAUUAAAUACUUUGCCCAGCUUUACAUAACCAGGAAAUGAUGGAACCAAGAUUUUGGAGCCAGGCUAAUUUGCAGUGCCCAUGAUCCUGACCUUUCCACUGUGUCACCUCUCUCCAGUAGGGUGGUUACCCGCCCCCACCAUGCCCAGCCUGACAGUGUGACAGUUGUCCAUGCUGGCUGUCAUGUCCUCAGAAGAUUCUCCCAGUACAACUUCUUACUUGAUUUGUUGAGCUCCUGGAGCAGGGGUGAUUGAGGAGAGGCUAAGGGGACAGAAAGCUGAAUGAGGCCAGCUCCUGGAGAGAGCAGGGGAGAGCCCUGGGCCAGGUGGGGCUGCCAGGAGACCUCUGCCUGAUUCUGUCUGUCUUUCCUCCCUUUGCACUGGACUGAGCCUCCUGUGUUUCUCUCCAUCUGAUCUCCUGUUUCCUCUUCUGGCUCUGGAGUUCCUGGCUCCUCUGACUACCUCUCCUUAAGCUCCUACCUCUUCUCUCUCUCACCUCAGCUUGGCCUCCGGAAUGCCCCCCGAUGCUGGGCAGUGAUCCAGCCCCUGCUGUGUGCUGUGUACAUGCCCAAGUGUGAGAAUGAACGAGUGGAGCUGCCCAGCCGCACCCUCUGCCAGGCCACCCGAGGCCCGUGUGCCAUUGUGGAGCGGGAGCGGGGCUGGCCUGACUUCCUGCGCUGCACCCCUGACCACUUCCCUGAAGGCUGCCCGAAUGAGGUGCAGAACAUCAAGUUCAACAGUUCGGGUCAGUGUGAAGCGCCUUUGGUGCGGACAGACAACCCCAAGAGCUGGUACGAGGAUGUGGAAGGCUGCGGGAUCCAGUGUCAGAAUCCACUGUUCACCGAGGCCGAGCAUCAGGACAUGCACAGCUACAUUGCAGCCUUCGGUGCUGUCACUGGCCUCUGCACGCUCUUCACCCUGGCCACCUUUGUGGCUGACUGGCGGAACUCCAAUCGCUACCCUGCAGUGAUUCUCUUCUACGUCAACGCGUGCUUUUUUGUGGGCAGCAUUGGCUGGCUGGCCCAGUUCAUGGACGGUGCCCGCCGGGAGAUUGUAUGCAGAGCAGAUGGCACCAUGAGGCUAGGGGAGCCCACCUCCAAUGAGACCCUGUCCUGCGUCAUCAUUUUUGUCAUCGUGUAUUAUGCCCUGAUGGCUGGUGUGGUCUGGUUUGUGGUCCUCACCUAUGCCUGGCACACCUCCUUCAAAGCCCUGGGCACCACCUACCAGCCACUCUCAGGCAAGACCUCCUACUUCCACCUGCUCACGUGGUCACUCCCCUUUGUCCUCACCGUGGCAAUCCUCGCUGUGGCCCAGGUGGAUGGGGACUCCGUGAGCGGCAUCUGUUUUGUGGGCUACAAGAACUACCGAUACCGGGCUGGCUUCGUCCUGGCCCCAAUUGGCCUGGUGCUCAUUGUGGGAGGCUACUUCCUCAUCCGAGGAGUCAUGACUCUGUUCUCCAUCAAGAGCAACCACCCGGGGCUGCUGAGUGAGAAGGCUGCCAGCAAGAUCAACGAGACCAUGCUGCGCCUGGGCAUUUUUGGCUUCCUGGCCUUUGGCUUUGUGCUCAUCACUUUCAGCUGCCACUUCUACGACUUCUUUAACCAGGCUGAGUGGGAGCGCAGCUUCCGGGACUACGUGCUGUGCCAGGCCAAUGUGACCAUUGGGCUGCCUACCAAGAAACCCAUUCCUGACUGUGAGAUCAAGAAUCGCCCCAGCCUCCUGGUGGAGAAGAUCAACCUGUUUGCCAUGUUUGGCACUGGUAUCGCCAUGAGCACCUGGGUUUGGACCAAGGCCACACUGCUCAUCUGGAGGCGCACCUGGUGCAGGUUGACUGGGCAGGGUGAUGAUGAGCCCAAACGGAUCAAGAAGAGCAAGAUGAUUGCCAAGGCCUUCUCUAAGCGGCGGGAGCUGCUGCAGAAUCCAGGCCAGGAGCUGUCCUUCAGCAUGCACACCGUCUCCCAUGAUGGGCCUGUGGCGGGUUUGGCCUUUGACCUCAAUGAACCCUCAGCUGAUGUCUCCUCUGCCUGGGCCCAGCAUGUCACCAAGAUGGUGGCUAGGAGAGGAGCCAUACUGCCCCAGGACGUGUCUGUCACUCCUGUGGCGACUCCAGUACCCCGAGAAGAACAAGCCAACCUGUGGCUAGUUGAGGCAGAGAUCUCUCCAGAGCUGGAGAAGCGCCUGGGCCGGAAGAAGAAGCGAAGGAAGAGGAAGAAGGAGGUGUGCCCCCUGGCACCAGCCCCUGAGCUUCACCAUCCUGCCCCUGCCCCUGCCACCAGCGCUGUUCCUCGGCUGCCUCAGCUCCCCCGACAAAAAUGCCUGGUGGCUUCAGGAGCCUGGGGAUCUGGGGAAUCCUGCCGACAGGGAGCCUGGACCUUGGUCUCCAACCCCUUCUGCCCAGAGCCCAGUGUCCGUCAGGAUACAUUUCUCCCCAGUGUUCCAGCCCCCACGGCCUGGGCUCAGGGCUGCCGCCAGGGUCUGGGGCCCAUUCACUCCCGCACAAACCUGAUGGAGGCAGAGCUCAUGGAUGCAGACUCGGAUUUCUGAGCCUGCAGAGCAGGGACAGGAAAAAGGAACAAAUACUUUUCCAAGGCUCUUCUUCCUCCCUGAGAGCGCUUCCCUGGAUCUCAUCUUCCAGAGAAACUGUGGGCCAAGUGCCCUCCCAGGAGAGUUCCGUAUGUUUGGCUUAAAGCAGCAGGACUGUGGGAAAGAGCCAGACUUCUCCAUGGGUAGGUCUCACCCCAAGGGCAGGGCCCUGGAGCUCGGGGUCUUUAUUUCUGUCCCACCAGCUGGAGUCUGACUGGCAGCAGUAGUCUCCAGCAGAGCUUGUGGUAGGGCAAUAAUGGCAGAGGCAGGGGUGAUAGUUCUCAGAGUAGAAUGUGGUGGCUAGGGAGGCAGCCAAGUCCUGUCUUCCAGAUAGGGGCUGGCUGCCCUUUUCUGUGCCAACAGGUGCCCUUUCCUGGCACUCUCAGACCAAAAGUGUUUAUUGUGUCAUUUGUCCUUUGCCUAAGUGGGAAUAGGGCUCCCUUCUUCAUUUAAGGUGGUCGUGAGGCCAGAAGUGCUUACUGCCACAGGGGCCUCUCUAAACAGGUAGCCUUACCCCAAACCCACUUUAUCUUCUGCAUCCGCCUUUCCCCAUCUCAUUUCUACCAGGCCAGACUCUUCCGGCUUCCUAUUUGUUGAUUAGGACCCAGAACUGCAAGCAUGUGCGAACGAACACACACACACACACACACACACACACACA